AUGAAAGUCGCAGUAUUUGGGACGCGUAAUUACGAUGUCGAUUCUCUGAACAGCGCCAACGGCGAAGGAAGCGACAUCACUUUCACUUUUUAUGAGGCUUUGCUGGACGAUAAGACAGUGGCCCUCGCAGGCGGGCACGAUGCAGUCUGUAUCUUCGUUAACGACCGCUGCAACGCCCGGAUCCUUCAGAAACUACACGAGCUAGGAGUUAAAUACGUCGCACUGCGAUGCGCAGGUUUCAACAACGUCGACCUCAAGGCUGCUGAAGAGUUGAAUAUCAAGGUCGCCCGUGUACCUGCCUACUCUCCAGAAGCCGUGGCCGAGUUCACAAUAGGGAUGAUUAUGACCGUCGUGCGAAAGUACCAUAAAGCCUACAAUCGCGUACGAGAGGGCAACUUCCUCCUGGAUGGUCUCCUCGGUAUCAACCUCCACGGGAAAACAAUAGGGAUCAUCGGGACAGGAAAGAUUGGGCUGUUGACGGGAAAGAUCCUCUCAAAGGGAUUUGGGGCGAAGGUCAUUGCAUACGAUCCCUACCCUUGCAACCUUGCGGAGGAGUAUGGCAUCACAUACGUCGACAAGCUGGAGGACCUACUCUCGACAUCGGAUAUCAUCAGCUUGCAUUGCCCUCUUAUGGACUCGACGAAGUAUAUCAUCAACGACAAUACCCUGUCGCAUACGAAGCCCGGCGUCAUCUUAAUUAACACCUCUCGUGGUGGCCUGAUUGAUACUUACGCGCUAAUUCGUGCAUUGAAAUCUGGGCAUGUGUCCGCAGUUGGACUGGACGUCUACGAGCGAGAAUCUGGUUACUUCUUUGCAGAUUCUAGCGCCAAAGUAAUAGCAGACGAUAGCUUUGCUCGCUUGCUUUCCUUCUACAAUGUAUUCAUGACAGGACACCAAGCCUUCUUGACACGAGAAGCAUUGGAGAACAUCGCAGAUACCACUAUCAAGAACCUUCGCGCUUUAGAAGCUACAGGAACCUGUGAUUGUAUCGUUAGACAAGAGAAGUAA
Cyclocybe aegerita is the source of this 1008-nucleotide messenger RNA. The record is from the annotation of a GenBank genome assembly. NCBI's taxonomy places the organism in Eukaryota, Fungi, Basidiomycota, Agaricomycetes, Agaricales, Hemipholiotaceae.